UGCGCGCGCACCCGCAUCAGCUGGCGCCGGGAUCCCGCACCUGCGACCUCCUCCUCCCCUCAUCCCCGCCGCCCCCUCCUGCUUAACCCGAGCCAGCCUGCGAGGCCAUCUCCUCUCUUGCUAGGACCCGAAGGAAGAACGGCGAGGGGCUGACCUGCGCCGCGGCCCUGGUGGGGGAGAAAGCGUCCUCCGGCAAAGGGGUGGCCCGUCCUGUCACACGCAGGAGAAACCCAGCGAGCCGACCGUGGCCUCGAUGGACUAGCAACGACCUGCCACGACCCUGAGUUGCAGUCCGAGGGAUCUUGAUCCGCUCGCUAGCAGCCUCGUUCCAGAUCCUAGGAACCGUUCUGCCAGAAGAGCGGGUGGACCACCCCCGCAGACCUCUUGGAGACGGGAAUCCGCUCUGCCCCUGCAUCCUCUGCUCACCCUUUUCAUUCUCUUCUAUCCAGUAGCAAACCACCACCAAGAUGGCUUCAGUUCGGUUCAUGGUGACACCAACGAAGAUCGAUGACAUUCCAGGUUUGUCAGAUACCAGCCCGGACCUCAGCUCCCGAUCCAGUUCCCGAGUAAGAUUUAGCUCACGGGAAAGUGUGCCUGAAACAAGCCGUAGUGAGCCUAUGAGUGAGAUGUCUGGAGCCACCACUUCACUAGCAACUGUUGCACUGGAUCCAGCUAGUGACCGGACUUCUAACCCCCAGGAUGUUACGGAGGACCCGAGUCAGAACUCCAUCACAGGGGAACACAGCCAGCUGUUAGAUGAUGGGCAUAAGAAAGCUCGAAAUGCUUAUCUCAAUAAUUCCAAUUACGAAGAAGGAGAUGAAUAUUUUGAUAAAAACUUGGCACUCUUUGAGGAAGAAAUGGACACCAGACCAAAGGUAUCUUCUCUCCUCAACCGUAUGGCCAAUUAUACUAAUCUGACACAAGGAGCGAAGGAACAUGAAGAAGCAGAGAACAUCACUGAGGGGAAAAAGAAGCCCACUAAGACCCUUCAAAUGGGUACUUUCAUGGGUGUCUACCUCCCAUGCCUACAAAAUAUUUUUGGAGUGAUUUUGUUUCUACGCCUUACAUGGGUCGUGGGCACAGCUGGAGUUCUUCAGGCCUUUGCAAUUGUCCUUAUCUGCUGCUGCUGUACAAUGUUGACUGCUAUCUCCAUGAGUGCCAUUGCCACUAAUGGAGUGGUGCCAGCUGGGGGCUCAUACUUUAUGAUUUCCCGAGCACUGGGCCCAGAGUUUGGUGGGGCUGUUGGCCUCUGCUUUUAUCUUGGUACCACAUUUGCAGCUGCCAUGUAUAUCCUUGGUGCCAUUGAAAUUUUUCUGGUAUAUAUUGUCCCCCGAGCUGCGAUCUUUCGUAGCGAUGAUGCACUCAAGGAAUCAGCAGCCAUGCUCAAUAACAUGCGUGUCUAUGGCACAGCCUUCUUGGUCCUUAUGGUAUUGGUGGUGUUCAUCGGUGUACGCUACGUGAACAAGUUUGCCUCACUUUUCCUGGCCUGUGUCAUUGUGUCCAUCUUGGCCAUCUAUGCUGGAGCCAUCAAGUCUUCUUUUGCCCCUCCACACUUCCCGGUCUGCAUGCUGGGUAACCGCACCCUUUCAUCAAGACACAUUGAUAUUUGCUCUAAGACCAAGGAAAUUAACAACAUGACAAUACCGUCAAAGUUAUGGGGCUUCUUCUGUAACUCGAGUCAGUUUUUCAAUGCCACCUGUGACGAAUACUUUAUUCACAAUAAUGUCACUUCAAUUCAGGGCAUUCCUGGAUUGGCUAGUGGUGUCAUUACAGAGAAUCUUUGGAGUAGUUACCUACUAAAGGGAGAGAUCAUUGAAAAGCCCUCAGCCAAAUCUUCUGAUGUCUUAGGCAGUUUAAACCAUGAAUAUGUCCUUGUUGACAUCACCACCUCUUUUACUCUUCUGGUGGGGAUCUUCUUCCCCUCUGUCACAGGUAUCAUGGCUGGAUCAAACAGAUCUGGAGACCUGAAGGAUGCUCAAAAGUCUAUUCCCAUUGGCACUAUUCUUGCCAUCCUGACCACCUCCUUUGUCUAUUUAAGCAAUGUUGUCCUUUUUGGUGCCUGUAUUGAAGGUGUUGUUCUUAGAGACAAGUUUGGGGAUGCUGUGAAAGGUAAUCUGGUGGUGGGUACCUUAUCUUGGCCAUCCCCAUGGGUGAUUGUCAUCGGCUCCUUCUUCUCAACAUGUGGGGCUGGACUUCAGAGUCUCACAGGUGCACCAAGACUGCUACAGGCUAUAGCCAAGGAUAACAUCAUACCCUUUCUGAGGGUUUUUGGUCACAGUAAAGCCAACGGGGAACCUACCUGGGCUUUACUUCUAACUGCUGCCAUUGCAGAGCUGGGGAUUCUUAUCGCCUCCCUGGAUCUUGUGGCCCCAAUUCUUUCUAUGUUUUUCCUCAUGUGUUACCUCUUUGUGAACUUGGCAUGUGCACUGCAAACAUUACUUCGAACACCCAACUGGAGACCCCGGUUCCGCUACUACCACUGGGCCCUCUCUUUCAUGGGAAUGAGUAUCUGUCUGGCUCUGAUGUUCAUUUCUUCCUGGUAUUAUGCCAUUGUAGCUAUGGUAAUAGCUGGUAUGAUCUACAAGUACAUCGAGUACCAAGGAGCGGAGAAAGAAUGGGGUGAUGGAAUCCGUGGGCUGUCCCUCAGUGCAGCCCGGUUUGCUUUGCUCCGGCUGGAAGAAGGACCACCACACACUAAAAACUGGAGGCCUCAGUUACUUGUAUUGCUGAAAUUAGAUGAGGACUUACACGUCAAGCAUCCUCGCCUCCUCACCUUUGCCUCACAACUUAAAGCAGGAAAGGGUCUCACUAUUGUAGGCUCUGUCAUCGUGGGGAACUUCCUGGAGAACUACGGGGAAGCUUUAGCUGCUGAGCAGACCAUAAAGCAUCUAAUGGAGGCAGAGAAGGUGAAGGGGUUCUGCCAGCUGGUGGUGGCGGCCAAGCUGAGGGAGGGCAUUUCCCACCUCAUCCAGUCUUGUGGCCUUGGGGGCAUGAAGCACAACACAGUGGUGAUGGGAUGGCCUAACGGCUGGCGCCAGAGUGAAGAUGCUCGAGCGUGGAAGACUUUUAUCGGCACAGUUCGAGUGACAACUGCUGCCCAUCUGGCCCUGCUGGUGGCUAAAAACAUCUCCUUCUUUCCCAGCAAUGUGGAGCAGUUUUCUGAGGGCAACAUUGAUGUGUGGUGGAUUGUGCAUGAUGGGGGGAUGCUCAUGUUAUUACCAUUCCUACUUAAACAGCACAAGGUGUGGCGAAAAUGUAGCAUUCGGAUCUUCACAGUAGCCCAACUAGAAGACAACAGUAUUCAGAUGAAGAAGGACCUGGCUACCUUCCUCUACCACCUACGCAUCGAGGCAGAGGUGGAAGUGGUAGAGAUGCAUGACAGUGACAUAUCUGCUUAUACUUAUGAGCGCACCCUGAUGAUGGAGCAAAGGUCCCAGAUGCUCCGGCACAUGCGACUGUCCAAAACAGAGAGGGACAGAGAGGCACAGUUGGUGAAAGACCGGAACUCAAUGCUGCGAUUGACCAGCAUUGGCUCUGAUGAGGAUGAAGAGACAGAAACCUAUCAGGAGAAGGUGCACAUGACUUGGACAAAAGACAAGUACAUGGCAUCCCGGGGACAAAAGGCUAAGUCGAUGGAAGGAUUCCAGGACCUGCUUAACAUGCGUCCAGACCAUUCCAAUGUGAGGCGGAUGCAUACGGCAGUGAAACUCAAUGAGGUUAUAGUUAACAAGUCCCAUGAAGCAAAGCUGGUUUUGUUGAAUAUGCCAGGGCCACCCCGAAACCCUGAGGGUGAUGAAAACUACAUGGAGUUCCUAGAAGUGCUCACCGAGGGACUAGAGCGAGUCCUCCUUGUCCGGGGUGGUGGCAGUGAAGUGAUCACCAUUUAUUCAUAAUCUACUCCUGAAGACUCUGCUUGGCCUCACCUUUCCUAAAAGGCUUCCAUUCUCCAUGGAAGUGUCAGCUCUUUACUACUACUCCCAUCAAGUAGAGGCCUCGGUUCUGCACACAUCACACUGAACUCUUGACAAGCUGAGCCUCGAGUACUUGUGCAAAAAAGUACACGUAGUUCUGCUCUUUGCUAUCAUACGAUCUGCUGUCCUUACAGAAGAAGCAGAUAUUUCCUCAACAUCAGAACACUGGUCAAGUCCUAAAAGCCAUGUCUGUACUAGUUGAAGGCAAAUUAGAAUUAACAGGCUAAACCAUUAAAAUGAGUUGGCAAAAGGGAUGCUAGAAAUUCAAGAAGACAAAAAGCAAGUACAUGUCCAACAUUAAAGGGGAGUCUCAGAAGUCAUGGUCCAAUGAUGACACCAUGGGGGUAACAGCCAGAGACACAGCUUCAUCAUACUAAAGAAUUCAUGGCCAAGUAUGUGGAGACCUAACAUCCUUGUGGAGAUAACCUGUGGCAAACCAAGAUGAAAAUCUUUUUUAGCUAAUUUUCUUUAAUGUUUCCAUUGCUCUCCAGGACUCUAUUUUAUAUUAGGGUACUAUACAAAAACUGAAACAUGGCUAUAGCCUCUACUUCUUCCUCCAACACAAGAUUCCCCCAAAAUACCAAGUUCGGGUACACGUACUGUGUCAGUUUAUAUGUCUGCUGGUUCUCAAAACCCAGUCUGUGGUUAAGAUUGUAAUACACGCAUUGUUUUAUCCUGGAAAUUGUUUUUUUAAAGGUGGAGUAAAAAUUUCUUUCAGGUUCUUUUCAAAUGGCCAAA
This is a messenger RNA of Odobenus rosmarus divergens (Pacific walrus), 4709 nucleotides long. RefSeq names its product solute carrier family 12 (potassium/chloride transporters), member 6 (gene SLC12A6). The record is from RefSeq and is a predicted model, not a curated record. The transcript is spliced from 26 exons. The coding region runs from base 468 to 3893 and encodes 1141 amino acids. Gene Ontology annotation, molecular function: potassium:chloride symporter activity. Lineage: Eukaryota; Metazoa; Chordata; Mammalia; Carnivora; Odobenidae. Gene Ontology annotation, cellular component: membrane. Gene Ontology annotation, biological process: potassium ion homeostasis; chloride transmembrane transport; cell volume homeostasis.